Molecule: messenger RNA, 1158 nt
Organism: Anopheles gambiae (African malaria mosquito)
Lineage: Eukaryota; Metazoa; Arthropoda; Insecta; Diptera; Culicidae
Product: complex III assembly factor LYRM7
Exons: 3
Coding region: 137-580 (147 amino acids)
Biological process (GO): mitochondrial respiratory chain complex III assembly
Source: RefSeq, a predicted model, not a curated record
AGGACAGCUGAUUGCUUCCAUCGAUUGCUUGACAGCGGCAACGUAAACAUUGGUUUUGCCGCUGUUGCGUAAAAUUAAAACAUAUCUGGCCCAUACUCUGCACACGAUCGUUUUCCCGCCGCCGGCAACACAAAUUAUGAGCUCUCUCAGGCGUGAGGCCCUUCGUUGGUACAAAAUAUUGCAGCGUACCAAGAAUGAGGUGUUCUCCGGUGACUUUCGUACCAUUUCCGCCGCACGGCAACGCAUCCGGGAAGAGUUCGUCAAGAACAAAGAUAUUAAAGAUGAGAAGCAAAUUAAGGAGAAGAUUCAAAUCGCCAAGGAUGUCGAUGUCGAACUGCGCCGAUCGGUAGUGCAGGCGGUGAGGAAGCAGCCGACCCUGUUCGGUAAGUCGUGUGUGACCGUUGGUGGCCGAUGGCCAAACAUCCGGCCCGCUGUACUUACGAUGAGUUUUAUUGCGUUUGCAUCAUUUACAGAGGCUCGCAUCACGCCCGACACGAGAAAGAUGGACAAUGUAAUGUUCGAUCCGGACGCAGAGCUACCUCCCCCUCGGAGCAAAAAGUGUAGUGAUAAAAAAUCGUAAAAUGUAUGUCUUCCACGACCGACACGGGGCAGCGGGCAAUCGGUCGGCGCACCAUUUUUCGGUGUAAGCGACGGUGCCCCUUGUUUGCGUGUGUGUAUGUUAGCGAAAUUGUUACCUGGUAUCAAGAGGUUCUUAGCUCAUGGCAUUUCCCAGUAGACGGCAAUUCUUAAUCCCAACGAUGAUUACUUACCUAAAUUCGAGCCUGAUACGGUCAAGUGGUUGUUUCUAAAUUGCUCUCCCUCUUUGUUGUCCUCUCAAUUUAGCGUUAACAUCCUUCCACACGGGAGAAUAUGGUAGAUGCAAUUAUGGUUCCAUAUCUUAACAUUAUCUUAACCGAGUGUUGGUAGAAAUUUGAAGCUAAUUUGAGUUUAUUGAAAGCGACAGCGGGACCGACGAAAGUGCGCGACGCUUGAACGGAAAGGUAUUAGUGAUUUACAUUGUUAAAAGGCCUGGUUUUGUUUGCUUGUUAGGCACCUCAUCACCUCAUCCCGUAAAUUUUAAGCAAUAGACAUAUUCAAAAUAAAAUUUUGAUGUUAAUGUUUAGAUUGCCCUUGCAAGCAACAAACUGCUGAUAACAA